Colletotrichum acutatum is the source of this 1230-nucleotide messenger RNA. RefSeq lists its product as uncharacterized. Lineage: Eukaryota; Fungi; Ascomycota; Sordariomycetes; Glomerellales; Glomerellaceae. The transcript is spliced from 2 exons. The annotation marks the transcript as partial. The record is from RefSeq and is a predicted model, not a curated record.
GAUGGUUGAUUCCUCACUCUCUCCAAUGACCUCCCGGCACAAAAGCCCGAAAGCUACGGACGGGCCACUCUCCGACGACCCAUUCUCUCUGGUGCCAGCAGCAUCUUUCAGCGCGCUGGCACAACUCUACCAACUUGUACGGCUUUGUGUAGGCGAUCAAUCUCGGCUCGCGCGUCUCCUUUCACACUCGCGACAAUCGGGCCUUGCACCAGCAGCUGCGGCACUAGUUGGCGGUGGAUACGCGCGUAGCUUCGCGGUCGUGGUGUUUGCUGUGCUGAUGAACCACGUUAGGAGGAUGCUCGCGCCCGCGCUGGGCGUGGGCGCGUUCGGGGGCCCCAUCGCGACUCUGAAACUCGCUGUGGGCAGUCCAGCGCUUUUCCUCAAGGAGGAGAUUGAAGUUGGCUUCUUUGGAAGGGUGUUUACGUCUGAAGGGGUGUGGAAACUUCUCGGAGAUGUGAUUGGGACUACCAUUUUGCAGCGUGUCUUGGUCGGCGCUGCUGCAGAACUGGGCUCGAUCAACGGAAACACCCAUGUCAGGCCAGAAGAUCCAAACACAAGCAGGAGAGGGGUGGGUGUAGAUGGGGUUCGGGUUAGGGCGAUUGAGAAGCGGAAGACUGCCGCGCUUGUCGCCUAUCUGGUCUGGAUUCUGGGAUGUGCCGAGUAUCUCCACGCGAGGGUGGCACAUGUUGUGGCUGUCGGCAUUGCGUACUCUAAGCUCUUACGAGGCGGGCUACUGCACAGACAGGCUUUAUGGGGGGUUCUUCUCCCCUUCACGUCGCCCGAUUGUUCGUCGCUCAUCAAGAGUGUUAGGGAGAGUCUUAGUGUCGUUGGGUUGCAUCUCGAGCUGGCAUGCUUCAUUGCCUGGGGCCUCUAUCCGUUACUCAGACUCGCCACUGGCUCUACGCUCAAGGUGGAUCUGAAGAAGAGCAGACCUGAAUUGGCGAUGCUGAUUGCUGCCUGGACGUGGGGGACUGGGUUCGUGACGAGGUACUCGAAUAAGUACUACAUUGGUUUGGAGAUGAGCGGACUCCUGUUCGUGAUGUGGUGGAUAUCUGCCAUCGGAGUACUUCUUGGUCUUCACUUUUUCUAUUCUAAGUUCAUGCGGACCAAAAAAGAGCUCGACUGAGAAGUAGCAGAAACAAGAGUCAAUAACCUCUCUUGCAACCACUUUCGGGCGCCUUAAUCGUAUAAGAGCUUCCUGUGCACUGAAGCCAUAGCAUUUGACGAGGU